GGUUUUUCUCUUAUUUUUACCAAAUAUUAAAAGGGGACCAUGCAAGUAUUUACUGGUUUAAGAAGAGUUGCAAUAAAACAGCCAGUUCAAUCUCAAUGGGUAAAGUACAAUUGAGGUUUUAUAUAUACAAGAAACUUAUAUUUUAUUAUUUAUUUUAUUAUUAUUUUAAAGAUUCGAGCUGUGAGUACUACACGUUUUGUCAAACUUAAUGGAAAUAAUAUUACUGCGAAUAAGGUCAAAAAGGAAGAGCCAAAUGUAGAAAAAGAUAAUUCUAAAGAAAAAGAAGUGAUGCCAUCAAAUUCGAUCAUGACACAAGCUGAUCAUUUUCCAACUACAAAACAAUUUGAUGCACCGCUUGAUGUACAAUCACAAGAAGGACAACAGAAUUGGUCUUCAUCCUUUUAUGGUCUUUCAACAGAAAGAUUUCCUGAAGAAGUUACUAACAUUUUGCUUCAACCUAUUAAUCAUGAAGAUGUUGAAAUUAAGCCAGACGGUUUGCUUUAUUUGCCUGAAAUUAAAUAUAGACGUAUUCUGAAUAAAGCUUUUGGGCCAGGAGGAUGGGGGUUAGCACCUCGUGGAGAACAUACUAUAUCACCAAAAAAUAUAUCACGUGAAUAUGCAUUAAUUUGUAGUGGACGUUUUGUUUCACAAGCAAGAGGAGAACAAGAUUUCUUUGAUAUAUCUGGAUUACCAACUGCUUCUGAAGGCUGUAAAAGUAAUGCAUUAAUGCGUUGCUGUAAAGAUCUCGGUAUUGCUUCUGAAUUAUGGGAUCCAGCAUUUAUUCGUAAAUUUAAAAAAAAAUAUUGUGUUGAAGUAUGGGCAGAACAUGUUACUACAAAGAAGAAGAAGAAGUUAUGGAGAAAGAAAGAUGAUACAUUAGAUUACCCUUAUAAAGAAGUAUGAUGAUAUCUAUAGCAGCACAUGAUAUAAUAGAUUGUACAUGUAUAUGCUGUAUAUAUAUUACUUUUUCUUUUUCUUCUUUCUCUCUUUAUCUUUUCUUUUUAGCAUUAU
This is a messenger RNA of Cokeromyces recurvatus, 1011 nucleotides long. RefSeq names its product mitochondrial genome maintenance MGM101. NCBI's taxonomy places the organism in Eukaryota, Fungi, Mucoromycota, Mucoromycetes, Mucorales, Mucoraceae. The record is from RefSeq and is a predicted model, not a curated record. Gene Ontology annotation, biological process: recombinational repair; interstrand cross-link repair. Gene Ontology annotation, molecular function: single-stranded DNA binding. The coding region runs from base 289 to 903 and encodes 204 amino acids. Gene Ontology annotation, cellular component: mitochondrial chromosome; mitochondrial nucleoid. The transcript has 3 exons.